AUGUCAAUUUGGGAAAUUUUGUUCGUUGCUUUCGUAUUGUUGCUUGCCUAUGCCAUUUUCAUGGCUCUCUCGACUUUUAAUAAUUGGAGAAAAGUAAGACACAUUCCUGGAUCGUGGCAACCUUUGCAUUUAUUUAACAAAACUCCCUUCCUGAGUCCCUAUUUGUAUUGGGGAUGUCAUGAAGCAAUAGAACAACUCCGAAAAACUAUUGGAGAUCCCAAGACUCAUACUCUUCGAAUGAGUUUAUGGAGUCAUAAUAGUGUCUCCAUAUGUGACAAGGAUCUAUUGAAGGAAGUCAUGGUCAUGAAAUCUCAUGAUUUUAUCAAGCAGAAAAAAAUCUAUGCCUUAUUUAACACCUUUGGUGAGAAUAUUCUGUCAGCACUCGAAAUUCAAGGUGAUAAUUGGAAAAGACAUCAUCGUGUUGCAUCGGGUGCGUUUUCUAGUAAGAAUUUGGAAUACAUGUCACAAGUAGCAGUCAAUAGCGUCGAUUUGAUUCGUUCUGCUAAAUGGGAUAAGGACAUGGAACAAGCUUUGAAAUCAGGCAAAAAGGGAAUUCUACUCGAUGCCAAUGCUGAUUUCAGUGAUGUCACUUUGGACGUGUUAGGAAAGGCUGGAUUUGGUCUCGAUUUCUCCAUCUUUGAUGAGGUCAAUCCUGAUGGAAAAGUGUUCAGACGUUCUCUCGAAUUUAUGUUAUCCACUGGAGUCAUGUGGGGAUUCUUAUUUACCAACUUGUAUCCAGCACUAUCGUUCUUGCUGCCCUAUGUCAACAAGUGGACAGGCGUUGAAAAAUCGGUACAAGUCGUCAGUUCCACACUCGAUCGAAUUAUUUCAGAAAGAAGAAAAGAAUUGGAAUCGAACGCAAGUUCCGAAUUUUCUGCCGAUUCCACCGAAGAACGAAGAGAUUUAUUAAGUGUCAUGGUCAGUGCCAAUAUGGAACAGAAAGGAAUUCUCACCGAUGAAGAAUUGAAAUCCGAUGCAUAUGUAUUCAGUUUGGCAGGACAUGAAACCACAGCAACUGCCAUGCAAUGGGUGUGUUACGAGUUAGGAAAACGACCUGAAAUUCAAUGCAAGGCACGUGAAGAAGUGGAUCGAGUCUUGGGAAAAGGAACCAAUGCACGAAAACCUUAUUACGAUGAUUACACUCGAUUGCAUUAUGUCAAUGCUGUAAUUAUGGAAGCUCUGCGAUUACAUCCACCCGUGUUGGGAGUGUUUAGAGCAGCUCGUAAAAACACCACGAUUGGUCCCUAUUCGAUUCCAAAAGAUACCACCGUGGCCAUUGACAUUUACUCGGCCAAUCGAUCGGAGAAAAAUUGGGAGAAACCACUCGAAUUCCUACCCGAACGAUUUCCUCUCAAUGCUGAUGCUCAAUUGAAAAUUCAACACGAUUUCACGUUUAUUCCAUUUUCAAUGGGAAAUCGUAAAUGUAUUGGAUACAAAUUUGCCUUAAUUGAAGCUUGUAUGAUUUUGAGUCGAUUGUUGCAAUUUUAUGAAUUGGAAUUGUUGAAUGAUGAAUCGAAUCCAAAGGAUCGUGUGCAUGACAUUCCUGGAGUGACGGUUCGACCUGGAAAUUUAAAAGUGCUUCUCAAGCCAAGAAGUGAUUUGUAA
Messenger RNA from Naegleria lovaniensis, 1605 nucleotides. RefSeq lists its product as uncharacterized. Gene Ontology annotation, molecular function: heme binding; monooxygenase activity; iron ion binding. Lineage: Eukaryota; Heterolobosea; Eutetramitea; Acrasida; Naegleriidae. The transcript has a single exon. The record is from RefSeq and is a predicted model, not a curated record. Bases 1 to 1605 code for a protein of 534 amino acids.